This is a messenger RNA of Fibroporia radiculosa, 933 nucleotides long. RefSeq lists its product as uncharacterized. Gene Ontology annotation, cellular component: nucleus. Gene Ontology annotation, biological process: DNA alkylation repair; DNA repair. Bases 1 to 933 code for a protein of 310 amino acids. Gene Ontology annotation, molecular function: dioxygenase activity. The record is from RefSeq and is a predicted model, not a curated record. The transcript has 2 exons. NCBI's taxonomy places the organism in Eukaryota, Fungi, Basidiomycota, Agaricomycetes, Polyporales, Fibroporiaceae.
AUGUCGUCGUCGAACAAGACUCCUCCUACGCCAGUCGGAGAGGGCGACUCCUUUCUCGUGCUCGACUUUCUUCCCCCGGAUCUGGCCGAUGCCGUCUUUGAGCAACUGCGCGGAGAGGUACAAUGGAAUCUCAGCGCAGGUGGUCCGGUCCCGAGGCUGGUCGCAGUAGAGGGCGAAAUCAACCCGGACGGAACGUGCGUCUCAGCUCGCCUCUCGUCCAUUCCUGCCUUUCACAGGCCCACAUUGUGCACCCCUCCUCUCAGCUAUCCCAUCUACCGCCACCCCGCAGACGAGUCGCCCCCGCUGCUCCCCUUCUCGCCCACCGUCGCGCGCAUCCGGCGCCACGUGCAGGACGCGCUGCAGCAGCCCGUCAACCACGUGCUCAUCCAGCACUACCGCUCCGGCGCGGACUACAUCUCGGAGCACUCGGACAAGACCGUCGACGUCGUGCGCGGCUCGCGCAUCGUGAACGUGAGCGUCGGCGCGCAGCGCGUGAUGACGCUUCGCACAAAGAAAGAUGCCCAGCGUACCCCCGGCGAUGCGCGCGCGGUGCAGCGCGUGCUGCUCCCGCACAACUCGAUGUUCGUCCUGGGCCCCGCGACGAACAUGCGAUGGCUGCACGGGAUCCGCGCAGACAAGCGGCCGCAACACGAAAAGGCGGGCGCAGAGUGUCGCGCGGGCGGGGAGCGCAUCAGCCUGACGUUCCGCCAUAUCGGUACGUUCUUGACACCCGGGGAGGGGUACAUUUACGGGCAGGGCGCAAAGAGCAAGACGCGCGACGCGGCACGGCCCGUGGUGCGGGGCGGGCCUGAGGCAGAGGAGCUGCUCGCCGCGUUUGGGGCGGAGAACCAUGCGAGUGAGUUUGACUGGGAGGUAGCAUACGGCGAGGGGUCGGACGUCCUGCACUUCUCCGUUUUUAAUUCUGGCGAUUGA